UGCAGUGCAGAGGCUUGGCAGGACGACCCUAAGCUGUGUUUCUUUCUUCCGUGACAACUCGCGUUUGACGUGUGUGAAUGUGCCACGAACUCAGCGGCGGGCGCAGCUCUCGGUGGUGUAGAGAGCCGCCCCACGCCAGCUGAAGUCCGGCUUCUGCUUGCGCUGGGUGGGCUUUCUGUUGCUUCAAUCAAGGGAAUCCGAAGAAAAUCUGUGGUCUGAUGCACCAUCAGGAGGGGGAGGAAUGAAGUCGACCUCUUUGGAUUACGAAUGUAAGGAGUGAAAUGUAAAUUGACUCUGUCAGGCUGUCUCCUGCAAGUAACAAUGGUCUAAACACUCGUCUUCCACACCAGCAAAUCGCGUAGAAUCAAACUGUGACUCCACAAGUGGUCCAGCAGAUAAGGAAGGCAUUGUUGUGCGCCACCGCUGCUCUCCCCCAGCUGAAUGUGCCGCUGCAUUAACCGAGUCCGGUCGAUAGUUAUGUGAAGGAAUGGAAGUUCAGGAGGGACCGGAGUGUCCACGCUCCCAGAUCCUGAGGUAGAAGAAGCCGUGCGCCUGGAUCAGAUGGCUCGGCAGUGUCCCUGAGCGACAGCGACACAUUUCCUGAUUUCAGAUUGCAGGGCAUCUCAGAAAGGGGCACUUGAAAUAUGAGCUGCAGUUUGAAAGAUUAACCAGAGAGCUAGAGGCAGAGCGUCAGAUUGUCGCCAGCCAGUUGGAGCGAUGCAAACUGGGAUCCGACACGGGCAGCAUGAGCAGCAUUAGUUCGACAGAGGAUUCCUUUCGCUGGCACAUACAAGAUGCACAGAAAGGUGCGGACGAUGAAAUUGCCAGCGGCUUGGAGCUGGUAGACUCCUGCCUAAGGUCCCUGCAAGAAUCGGGUAUACUGGAUCAUCGCGAAUACUCUUCCAGUGAAGGGCCCAGUCUUCUCUCCCAGAGUGCCUCGCAGAUCAAUGCCAACCCAGAAGGCUCCUACCAGUACUCGGGCAGUUACCAUAGCAACCAGACUCUCUCCCGUGGCGACUCAGCUGCAUCGCAACUCUCUGGGAGGACCUCGAGUGGUCAGGUUGGAGCGGGUGUUGGCAUCCAUAGCUAUGGGCAGGUUAACCGACCUGGUGACAGCAGUCGUACAUCAGGAUCUGAAUCCUCCCCAUCUCACUCUGCACCGCAGUCAAGGGACACCUUUGUGCCGAGUCAUGGCAGUGCGUUCCGCCUGCCAGAAGCGCAGCAUCCAUCUUCUGUCUACUACGUCAGUGCCACACUGCCUGCUCAGAGAGUGAGCUCACCCAUGUCCCUACAGCGGACGGGUUCACCACCCAAGCUCCAGCGGGCAGGCUCAGCUGCCGAGAGUGGCGUCUACACCACCCAGCGCCUCGCCUCCCCCAAGCAGACGGCCUCUCCCAGCCGUCUGUCCAAGUCCUACAGCACCAGUUCACCAGUCAACAUUGCGGUGUCCUCAGCCGCCCUCUCCCCCUCGCCCCCAGCCAAUGCUGUGACCUCGCCUGCACACCAGCCUAGCUCGGCCCAGCCCAGCUACGCUACACUCUCGCCCACCAAGCGCCUCACCCACACGUCUGAUCCAUACAGCAAGCACCCGCAAGAGCUGUACGAACGGAGUACCUUACAGAGGCCUGGCAGCCUAGCAGCCAGUUCCCGGGCUUCUUACAGCAGCCAGCACAGCCACCUGGGCCCAGACCUGCGCCCGCUGCAGUCUCCAGAGCACCACAUUGACCCCAUAUACGAAGAUAGAGUUUAUCAAAAGCCCCCUUUGAGGAGUCUCAGUCAAAGUCAAGGAGACCCGCUGCAGACAUCUCUUACAGGGACUUAUCGCACGAGUACAGCCCCGUCCUCCCCUGCUGUUGACUCCGUACCCUUGCAGCGCACGGGCAGCCAGAACACAGCAACCUACCAGAGGCCCAGCUAUGCCACCGGCCCGGCAGCCAAUUACGGAGACCCUUACCGGACACUCCAGUAUUGUCCCUCAGUGGAAUCGCCAUACAGCAAGUCUGGGCCAGCCAUCCCACCCGAAGGCACCUUGGCACGGUCACCUUCCAUUGACAGCAUUCAGAAGGAUCCCAGAGUUCAGCAAAGCAGCAUACCCUGCAGGAAGUGGCGGUCAGGCCCAACCCAGCGUGCAGUACCUGAAACACCUGGGAACAGAUGUGGGAGAAGAUGGCACACAUUAAGGAAGCUGCCAAGGGAGUUUGGUUGGCGAGAUCCUGAGUUGCCGGAGGUCAUACAGAUGUUGCAACAUCAGUUCCCUUCAGUGCAGUCCAAUGCAGCAGCCUACCUGCAACACCUGUGCUUUGGAGACAAUAAGAUCAAGGCAGAGAUAAGAAGACAAGGUGGAAUCCAAUUGUUGGUAGACCUUUUGGACCAUCGGAUGCAAGAAGUUCAUCGCAGUGCCUGUGGAGCCCUGAGGAACCUGGUGUAUGGAAAGGCAAAUGAUGACAACAAAAUUGCCUUGAAAAACUGUGGUGGGAUCCCAGCACUGGUGCGACUCCUUCGAAAGACUCCUGACGUGGAGAUCAGGGAGCUGGUUACAGGUGUCCUCUGGAACCUGUCGUCCUGCGAUGCACUAAAGAUGCCUAUUAUCCAGGAUGCACUUGUUGUGCUCACCAAUGCAAUCAUCAUUCCACACUCUGGUUGGGACAUCUCACCUCACCAGGAAGACCGGAAAAUUCAACUCCAUACGUCAAUGGUUCUGCGGAAUGCCACUGGGUGCCUCAGGAACGUGAGUUCAGCUGGCGAGGAAGCCCGGAGAAGGAUGAGGGAAUGCGAUGGCCUUACUGAUGCUUUGCUGUUUGUGAUUCAGUCGGCUCUGGGGAGCAGUGAGAUUGACAGCAAGACGAUUGAGAAUUGUGUCUGUAUCCUGAGGAACCUUUCUUACCGGCUGGCAGCGGAGACGGCCCAGGGACAGCAGAUGGGGACAGACGAGUUUGAUGGUUUGCUGUGCAGUGACAGCAAUGGCAAGGAUAGUGAGAGCUCGAGUUGUUGGGGCAAGAAGAAGAAGAAAAAGAAGGGCCAGAACCAGUGGGAUGGUGUUGGACCUCUCCCAGAGGCAGCAGACCCACCAAAAGGUAUACAGCUCCUGUGGCAUCCCUCUAUAGUCAAGCCCUACCUCACACUUUUGUCAGAAUGCUCGAAUCCAGAUACUCUUGAAGGUGCGGCAGGAGCCUUACAGAACCUGGCCGCAGGGAGCUGGAAGUGGUCUAUUUACAUCCGUGCUGCGGUGCGCAAGGAGAAAGGUUUGCCCAUUCUUGUGGAGCUGCUGCGCAUAGACAAUGACCGGGUGGUUUGUGCUGUCGCCACCGCAUUACGGAAUAUGGCCUUGGACGUCAGAAACAAGGAACUCAUCGGGAAAUAUGCCAUGCGAGAUCUUGUUCACCGUCUUCCUGGAGGCAGCAGCAACACCGGUACUGGGACCAGCACCAUUAGCAAAACCAUAUCCGAUGAGACAAUUACUGCCAUUUGCUGUGCUUUGCAUGAAGUCAUUACCAAAAACAUGGAAAAUGCCAAGGCCUUGCGAGACUCUGGAGGAAUCGAGAAGCUUAUUGGCAUUGCCAAGAGUAAAGGAGACAAACACUCGCCCAAGGUGAUGAAGGCAGCGUCUCAGGUCCUGAACAGCAUGUGGCAAUAUCGCGAUCUGAGGAGUCUUUACAAGAAGGAUGGAUGGUCACAGUAUCAUUUUGUGGCCUCAUCUUCUACAAUAGAGCGGGACAGGCAGAGGCCCUACUCUUCCUCACGCACUCCCUCCAUAUCACCGGUCAGGAUGUCCCCGAACAAUCGCUCAGCGAGUGCCCCAGCUUCACCUCGAGAGAUGAUCAACUUAAAGGAAAGAAAAUCUGACUAUGACACAACUGGCACCAACUCUGGCUACCAUGGGAAUAAAGGAGAACAUACCUCCAGAAAAGAUACUGUUCCAGCUCAGCUCUCUGUAGUGGCUGGAUCAGGCUAUAGGAAUUCCUAUGCUACUCCCGUUGAGGCUAUCAAGCACAACCAGGUUUCAUCGCAACCUGUUGCACAGGAACCCAGUAGGAAAGACUAUGACACUUAUCAACCCUAUCAAAACUCUACGGGAAAUUACGAUGACUCUUUCUUUGAAGAUCAAGUGCACAGUCGCCCAGCAACCAGUGAAUACAACAUGCAUCUCGGCCUGAAGUCAACAGGCAAUUAUGUUGAUUUCUAUUCUGCCGCUCGUCCCUAUAGUGAGUUAAACUACGAGACAAGCCACUAUCCAGCCUCACCCGAUUCUUGGGUCUAAGCAGAGGUGGCAGAUACACAAGAAAAAACAAGACCCUGGGAACUGUGCAUGUGCAUGAAUAUCACAAGACAUUUUUCAGCAAGUCUUAGACUGUCAGAGGUCUGUUCCAUAGGACAGUCAUUGGGUAAAGUGUGAUAGAUGGUGGUCAGAUGGAUAAGUACCAAGAGAAAUGCAAGUGACAUUCAGCUCAUAUGAAGGAAAUGGAAGAUUUGCUCACCAGAGAGCAGGGGUUGGGGGUGUGGUGGGAUAGGACUAGAAGUUCCUGAUGUGUAU
This is a messenger RNA of Pristis pectinata (smalltooth sawfish), 4531 nucleotides long. RefSeq names its product catenin delta-2-like. NCBI's taxonomy places the organism in Eukaryota, Metazoa, Chordata, Chondrichthyes, Rhinopristiformes, Pristidae. The record is from RefSeq and is a predicted model, not a curated record. Gene Ontology annotation, molecular function: cadherin binding. The coding region runs from base 746 to 4258 and encodes 1170 amino acids. Gene Ontology annotation, cellular component: adherens junction; cytoplasm; postsynaptic density. Gene Ontology annotation, biological process: dendritic spine morphogenesis; cell-cell junction assembly; cell-cell adhesion. The transcript is spliced from 22 exons.